GGCUGUAGAAGAGACUAAUAUUGGUUGAUGUAGUUUACCGUAGUCUGAAAGAAGGGGAAAAGUGGGAUGUAUUCGGCAAGGUCCCCCCUCUCCCGCCUCCUCGAAAUGUCGACACCCCCUCUGAUCUACAUAGAAGCAGUGCCUGAGUACUUUGGGGUCAGUUGUUGAAUGGGACAGGGUACAUUAGACUAUUCCUAUUGCAUCAAGGACACAUGUGGCUAAGUAAAUCUAGUCCACUGUCGGAUUACCAUCACUUCCAUCGAACUUUUUGUUGGAUAUAUACCACUAAAGAGGACGGAGCAUAAGCAAAUGGGAAUAGCUUUUUCUUCACUUUUUGCUGGACUCGGGUUUCGUUUUACAAUGAGUGAAAAGGAGCAGAGAAGCUCCCCCGCGGAUUUAAGAGAGUGAGGAGGAUUACAGUGGAGCUCAUAGCAGGCACAACGGCACACACGGCAACCGGAGCUGGAGCCAUGAGCAGAGCGCUUACAGACCAUAUCAGCAGUAGCUUCCGAGAAGAUGCUCCCCGUCCCCCGGUGCCGGGGGAGGAGGGAGAGGCGUCAUGCCAUACUCCCAGCAAACAUGCCAAAAUGAGAGCCCAAAAUAAGGCUAAAACUAUCACCGUCGCGUCUCCCGGCUCCACGCCGAGGAGGAACGAGGAUGGACUCGGGGAACCUGAGGGUAGCGCGUCGCCGGAUUCACCCCUCGCCCGGUGGACCAAGUCGUUGCAUUUUCUCCUUGGUGACCAAGACGGUGCUCACCUGUUCAGGACCUUUCUGGAGCGGGAGAAAUGCGUGGACACGUUGGACUUUUGGUUCGCCUGCAACGGGUUUAGGCAAAUGGACCUCAAUGAUACCAAAACGCUACGAGUUGCCAAAGCUAUUUUCAAGCGGUACAUUGAAAACAACAGCAUUGUUGCCAAGCAGUUGAAACCUGCCACUAAAACCUACAUAAGGGAUAGUAUUAAGAAGCAACAGAUAGACUCUGCGAUGUUUGACCAAGCACAAACGGAAAUUCAGUCAACCAUGGAGGAGAAUGCGUACCAGAUGUUCUUAACUUCCGACAUAUACCUUGAAUAUGUGCACACGGGGUGCGAGAACACGGCUUAUGCCAACCAUAGCGGUCUCGGGAGCCUCAAGUUGAUGUGCGGAUUUCUGCCACCUCUCAUUGAGGAAGAGGAGUGGAGUUGUGACUUGAAGGCGAACACGUUAGCCUCUGUGGUUGGACUAUCUGCUAAUGCGCUACGGGCCACUGCUUCCAUUCGGACUGCGGCGGAAGUGCUGGAGAAUGGGUACAGGUCACACAGACGCGGAGACGCAGCCAGUCCCUACUUUGUCAACUCGGGCUAUGUGUUCGCCCCCGCCACCAGUGCCAACGACAGCGAGAUCUCCAGCGACGCCAUGACGGACGACUCCAUGUCCAUGACCGACAGUAGUGUAGAUGGGAUCCCUCCAUACAAGCUGGGCACCAAGAAGCAGCUCCAGCGGGAGAUGCACCGCAGCGUGAAGAUCAACGGCCUGGUCUCGCUACCCCACUUUCCCAGGACACACAGGCUGCCUAAGGAGAUGACACCGGUGGAGCCCUCGGCCUUCGCCGCCCAGCUCAUCUCCAGACUGGAGAAACUGAAGAGGGAGCGGGACACCAUGAGCUCCCUGGAGGAGAGGCUACAGCAGAUCCAGGAGGAGGAGGAGAGGGAUGAGAGCGACCUCUCCAGCGCCGUCCCCCUCCACCACCCCCUGCUUCACACCUCGUCCGGCGCCGACGAGGACGCCCAGGCCAUCCUAGACGAGCACCUAUCCCGGGUGCUCAAGACGCCCGGGUGCCAGUCGCCCGGCGUGAUCCGCCACUCGCCCCGCUCGGGCUCUCCCGACCGGCCCUCCCCCGCCGUGGUCCCUUUCCUGGGGCCCUCAUAUCCGGGGGCCUCCAAGGGCCCGUUGGCUGGGAGCAGGCAGUCGACCAAGCACAUCCACCACCACUACAUCCACCACCACACCGCCACCGGCCCCAAGAGCAAGGAGCAGAUCGAGGCCGAGGCGGCGCAGCGCAUUCAGUGCCUCUGUCCCCCAGGGGGCGCCGACUACUCCGACUUCACCCCCGGCCGCUGCGGCAGUUUGUCCAAGCGGCCGGGGAAGCCGUGCGAAGGCACACGCCCGAGCCAGGCUAACGGCGGUGACGGGGUCACGUCCCCGCCCCACCUGCCCCUGGACUCCACGGACCGCUCGCAGAACGUCUGGCAGUGGAUCCUGGAGAGCGAGAGGCAGGGCAAGAACAAACCUCACGGCGGCACUCAGGGCCUGAAGAAGAGCCACCUCCCGGAACCCUCCACGCCCAAGACCCUUCCCGGCCGAACGCACUCUUCCUGGGGAGGCGUGGGCGGCAUGGGGGGUCACCUCCGUGGAGGUCACCAUCCGGCCCACCCCUUCAUCCAGGACCCGGCCAUGCCCCCCCUGCCCCCGCCCAACACUCUGGCCCAGUUAGAAGAAGCCUGCAGGAGGCUAGAGGAGGUCUCCAAGCCCCCCAAACAGAGGCAUUCGACGUCCAGCCUUCAAAGAGACAGGAGUCAAUCUGUGCCUUUCCCCAGUGGAAACCCACCUCUGUCCAGCCCCGCACUUCAAACAGACGAGUGGAAAGAGCCAAAGAAGUCGAUUAGUGGCGUGAGCGUGUCUGGCUGUGACCUGGUGGUCACCUACUUCUUCUGUGGUGAGGAGAUCCCCUACCGCAGCAUGAUGAAGACACACAGUCUCACCCUGGGACACUUCAAGGAGCAGCUUAGCAAAAAAGGCAAUUACAGGUACUACUUCAAGAAGGCCAGCGACGAGUUUGAGUGCGGGGCCGUGUUCGAGGAGGUAUGGGAGGACGGCGCCCUUCUGCCCAUGUACGAGGGCAAGGUCCUGGGUAAGGUGGAGAGGAUGGACUGAUGCCGCCCUUAUGCCCACCCUACCUUACCCAUCAACCAAAUACCCAACCUCCAGGGCACAGACUGUCGCGAGGAACCGGAGUGAUUGACUUGAUUGGGGGAAAACGCUCCAGACUUUCUUUUCUACUAUUAGGCUAAAUAAGAGUUAAUAUAUCCAGCACAAGAGGAGUGUGAUUGAAGGAACACGAGCCAAUGAAGUAUGCCGAACCCAGAAGAGGCCCCGCCCCCCCUGACUUUCUAAACCAAUCAGCCUUAGAAACACAAGGGAACGACACUACAGACAGAGAGAGAGACGGUAACGUUGUGAGAACGUUGCGUCGCUCCCUGAUCACCUGCAAUGGACUGGCGACGGCGCCAGACGCCCCGCUAAUGCCGCCACCUGCUCUUAUAACGUUGUGCAAACGUUGCUACAACCUGAAACGUCUAUACGUGUGCAUAUACAUACAUGAAAGUAUGUGUAUAUAUACACAUGUAUCAUAUUCUAUCGAUGCGUUUUUGUCAUGAUUUGAAAGUUUGAGUAUUUAUUGAAAAAAUGUCCUCUCCCUCCCUCACCUUCAACUUGUCUUACCCACCACCCACCCACCCACCAAACCAACCCAACCCUGUCCCCCAUGUCCAGUUGAUGGACAAGCUGCUUCGAGUAUUGGGAGAAUACUGUGGUGAUUUUUUUUUAAAUUUACCUUGUAAUGUCACAAAGGUCACGACACUAGCCUAGUGCCCCCCCACUUCCCCUAACCCCCCCCCCUUUACCACUGUCCAACCUCACUGUACCAGGGGUCUGCUGAGACUGAACCUUCCACUGUCGUAGUAAACCAACCAACAACCCAGUCUUAAUAUAUGCUGCUGAUGUGUGUUCUCUUCCGUUUCUAAGCCAGAGUAAGAGUAGUUGCUUUUCUCUCACUCCAGCACCGAGCUCUCUCCUUUUUAGUUGUUGUGCCUUUGUUUCGUGGACCAGGCACCACACGGGGAAAGACGCGAAAGAAAGACGAGGAAGAGACAUGAAUUAGGAUUAGGUGAACAGAGAGGACCUGGAGAAAGAAAGUGUUUACAGCGAGCACACCAAAAUAACCUUGUCUCUGCUUCUAUUGAAAUGAACCACCUCUCCAGGAAGCGCUGGCUUAAUAUCGCCCACGUUUCAAAAUGGCUUCCGUUCCAUAUUUAUUAGCAACGACAAAACGUUUCAGAAAUGUUGCUCCAAUAGCUUUUGAAUGUCGUGAAAAGAACAUCUUAAACUACGGAGCUCCUGUAUACAUUUGUAAUUAUGCAUUUUUUGAAGUAUGGAUAAAAGGACACAAACACUAUUGCUAGUGUUUUUAUGAGUACAGCACCUGUGCCUACAUGGAUGCCAUACCAUGUACUACCCUGAUUCAGGGUGUUAAUAAUUAUUCCCUUGGUUUUCAGAAGGGUUUUAUGUUGAAAAUAUUUUUUUAUGCAUUUAAUAAUAUCCCGUAGUCAUGUUAUUUGUAUUUACGCCAUGUUUUUGUUUCGUUCUAUCUAAACUGUAAAUUAUACAUUAUAUACAGAGUUUCAUUUCAAGAUUUACCUGGACCUAUAAUUAUUGUAAUUAUUAAGAGAUGUAGCCUUUUAUUAAAGUUUUAUA
This is a messenger RNA of Salvelinus namaycush (lake trout), 4514 nucleotides long. Its product is annotated as axin-2-like. The coding region runs from base 471 to 2915 and encodes 814 amino acids. Gene Ontology annotation, biological process: negative regulation of canonical Wnt signaling pathway. The transcript is spliced from 10 exons. NCBI's taxonomy places the organism in Eukaryota, Metazoa, Chordata, Actinopteri, Salmoniformes, Salmonidae. The record is from RefSeq and is a predicted model, not a curated record.